AUGGCACCGACGACCCCGCCGUCGACCACGGCAGACCUGAAUCAGUGGUCAGCUAUGGAAGAAAGACGGCGCAGCUGGUGGGCCAUCUGGGAAAUGGACGUAUUCGCCUCAACGGUGCGCCGCUGCCCCACUGCUAUCGGUCAGGACCUCAACGAAACGUAUCUUCCUAUACCCGACGAUAUGUGGUUCAAGAAUACAUUUCAGUCAAGCUGCUUACUUGACCCCAACCCGACGGACAGGUCAAGAAAACUGGCUCUGUCGGGUAAUAACAGUAGCGCUGCAUGGUUUAUUACUAUCAACUCCAUCAUGCGGAAUGCGCAGGUUUUAGCCCAAGGCAACCUGCAUAGUAUACUUUCGGACCUUGCGCCGGGAGACGACUUUCACUCUCUCAAACGAUACUUUCAUGGAUCCUUUCGCAGAAGACAGUCCGCUGAAGACACUCGACAACUGUCUAUGCUGCUGAAGGCUCUCCAGCAAACCGUUGCUGACUUACCGCAACGGCUUGCUUACAAGGGGAAUCAACUCGAUUUUGGAUCUUCAACACCAUCAUUCGUAAGCUACAACACCCAAGCCGUUUCUGAUAGGAAGUUGGACGCCGCGCAACAUUCAAUCUUUCUCGCGAUUCAGCUGGCACGAUUCAUGAUUUAUCAUCACUAUGCUUUCAGUGAGGUAUUGCUUGGUACGAUAUUCUCAGAAUCUGGCAGUUCUUCCCCAUCUUUAGGGUGGACUGCUACACCCAGAGACCCAAAGGAGAGGCUUUCUCACUCGGAAGGGCUACGUAACUGUCUCGAGGCAUCUGAUGACAUUUACGCCAUUAUCUGCCGAUCAUCAGAUACACACGUCAAAUGGACCAUCCCCUUCUUAGCGAGCACGGUAUGGCUUGCGGCUUCUCUACAGAUUCUACGCAAGGUCUUCGCUCCGUCAAUCUGCGAUGAAAUGUCUGAGCAGAAGAUUGUGUUGCUCCGCAAGACGUACCAGAGUUAUACGGAUGUAUGGGAUACCCCGCAAAGUCUACUACAAAACCUGGACUCGUUGGAGCAACGGUUGAUGCGAAAGAAAUCGGAGAUGGCUGCUAUGGAAGCGCAACAUACGGCAAAUUCCACGUCGAGUGAAUGGACGCAUCAAGCUGCCUGGAUGUCAUCGCACGAAGAUAUCUGCAGUUCGUCUGCCGAUCAGGGGACAAUGGGACUCGGUAUGCUGUCGAUGUCAUCUCAGAAUGAUACCAGAAUGUCUUCUUCGAGUCAAGACGGGAACUUUGACCACCUGGCUUUUGCGAAUGAUCCGUACGGAAACUUGCAAACACCGAAUUUGAACACGUCAGAUGGCUUCAACGGAUUCUCUGAAGCUGACCAAGAGUUGAGCUUUUUCAUAUCUUCACUGAUUGGAUAG
Colletotrichum siamense is the source of this 1389-nucleotide messenger RNA. RefSeq lists its product as uncharacterized. Lineage: Eukaryota; Fungi; Ascomycota; Sordariomycetes; Glomerellales; Glomerellaceae. The transcript has a single exon. The record is from RefSeq and is a predicted model, not a curated record. Gene Ontology annotation, cellular component: nucleus. The coding region runs from base 1 to 1389 and encodes 462 amino acids.